This is a messenger RNA of Paraglomus occultum, 1461 nucleotides long. Lineage: Eukaryota; Fungi; Glomeromycota; Glomeromycetes; Paraglomerales; Paraglomeraceae. The record is from the annotation of a GenBank genome assembly.
AUGACGGCAGUAAAAAAAAGUUCCAAAAAAGAGACCAAAACCAAAAAAAUCAAAAAAGUUCCUGAAGGAAGAGGAAUUAUUCACGGCAAAUUUAGUUUUAAUAACACCAUUCUUGAUUUAAGUAAAGAAAAUGGUGAUGUUUUAACUCAAGUUAGUUCCGGAAGUGUCGACCUCGGUAAUAACAAAAAAGUUACUGGCACUAAAAAAGCUACUGCCUUCAUGGCCGAAAAAGUUGCCGAAGAAAUAAUUAGAAGAGCAGCCGAAUUUGGGGUUUAUAAUGUCGAAAUACAAGUCAAGGGAAUUGGUGCCGGUCGAGAUUCAGUAAUAAAAAAAAUAUUGGAAGAAAAAUCUUUGAAUGUGGAGGGAUUAACUGACCGAACUCCGAAUCGUCAUGAAAUAGAAGAAAUAGUUGUCAAAAGCAAACCUCAUACUUCUUCUUUUGUUUUUCACCACCUGCCUUCGGGUAUGGGAAUAGUUCUUGGUAAUUAUUUGCGACAUUUUCUUCUGAAAUACAAUGGUGGAAUAGCGGCUUUGGGAGCAAAAAUUAGUGAUAGAGACGGUCCAGUGGAAAGUGAAUUUAGUACCCUGGCAGGAGUGAAAGAAGUAACCAGUUAUCUCAUUAUUAAUCUCAAAAAGAUUAUUGUGGAAGAAAAGAAAAAAAAAGAAGGAAUUUUUUGCUUAGAAUUGAGUGUUGAGAAUAAAGAAAAAAAAGAAAAAGUAAUUACGGCAGGAGAUUUUCAAAAAGAUAAAGAUAUAGAAAUUAAAAAUCCCGAUCUUUAUUUGGCUACUUUGGCUGCCUCUACUGGUGGAUUGGUAAAUUUCAAAGUAAAUUCACAAGUGAUUAGUCAAGAAAAAACGGAAGAAGAAUUAACUCUCACUAUUACCACUAAUGGCGCUGUUACACCAAAAAAGGCUAUCCAAGAAACUCUAGAGUUAUCAAAGAUGGAGACUAGUUUGCCAAUGGCACGGAGUCUGACUAAGUUAUUAGCCAAACUCAUUAAAUAUGCUAAACAAGACACUUUACAUUCGCGGCGCUUGGCCUUGCAAUAUUUAGUCAACAAAAAAAAAUUGGAGGACAAAGAAGGGAAAAAGUUGCUCGACAAACUAUUUUCUGACUUAAAAGAAAGAUAUAAGGAUAGAGCAGGCGGUUAUAGCCGGAUUACUAAAUUAAAUUAUCGGGUUGGCCUAGUUAGCUCAGUGGCAGAGCAUCCGGCUGUUAACCGGCAGGUCGGAGGUUCGAAUCCUCCACUAGGCGCCAUUUUUAAUUUAUGCCAGAGUUUAAAGUUAAAUGCUGAUAUUUUGGAGAAAGGGAAAACAAGUUUUUUAAGGACAAAAAAGAACAAGUAUAUCACAAGUUUAGCGUAUCUAAUGCCAGCGACUUACCCGACAAAUUUUUUCGUUCUUUAUGAAGAGAUGAAUGUAACAGCAGGAGUUGUUAUUUGUGGAUAUCAAAGGAAUUGA